AUUUCUGCAAUGACGAGACAAAAAAAGAACGCUCCUCAUGUUACUGUAACAUGCGCACAAGAUCCCGCAGACUGCUUCCGAUGUGGCGGAAACAGUUCACACAGUGUCUGGCUUGAAGGCUGCAUGUUCAGUUCCGUAGUGAGUCUACUUGUAGACGGUAAUGUGUAGAAACGUGUCAAUAUAUUCGUCACAGUUAUAUCAUAUUUGUAAUUUUUGUAAUUUUUUUGUGGGGAAAUAUAUCGCUAUACUUAUAAAGUCAGUUAUGGUGGUACGGUGAUAAUAAAAAAGUAGAGAGUUUGGUAUCUGAGCCCAUUCCAAGGCCCUGCAACUGUCUGUAUCUUCCUGACGGACCCAAAAGAGAACUAGCACGUAUAAUCAAGAGAAUACGCGAACGGAUCCUAAACCCUGAUGUCUGCAUCACAUUGGCGGACUAGAGAGAAAACGGAUACAAACUUUUCUGGACAAGAAAUGGAACCCUGUCUGGAUAAGAAGUCUCACGCCUUUGAAGAGACAACAGAAAUAUCCCAUAGAGUCCUUCUGUCGCUGCUGAAAAUAAAACAAAUUGAUGUGGAAUUCAGUGACAUCACGCUAACGGUUUCAACCGGAAUUUCUGACACAAAAAAGAAGGAAGUCCUGAAAAGCGUGUCUGGCAGUUUCAGCUCGGGACAGUUGAUAGCUAUCAUGGGUCCGUCUGGUGCAGGGAAGUCUUCGUUACUCCGUGUACUUUCUGGAUUUACUACGAAAGGAGUACAAGGGACUAUCCGUUACAGCGGCAAUGGCCUUCAUAGCAAGAAGGAGAAGAAGGAAAGAUGCUACAUCAUGCAGGAAGACUGUUUGUCUCCUCUCUUCACCGUGUACGAAAUAAUGACACAUUGUGGGAACCUUAAAUUGGGGCCAAAUUUUCCUGAAAAGGCCAAACAAUUAUUGAUAGAGGACAUAAUAGACAUGAUGGGUUUGACUAAAUGUAGAGAUACAAAAUGUAGAAGCCUGUCAGGAGGACAAAGGAAGCGACUUUCUAUUGCACUAGAACUGGUUGACAAUCCCCCAGUUAUGUUUCUGGAUGAACCAACCACGGGAUUGGAUAGUGUAUCAUCCUUACAGUGUGCCAAAGUGUUGAAAUCCCUAGCAAGAGGUGGGCGCACUAUUGUGUGCACAAUUCAUCAGCCAUGUGCCACUGUCAUGGCCUUAUUCGAUAAUGUGUACAUCUUAUGUAAUGGCCAGUGCAUGUAUCAAGGUGCCAGUAACAAUAUACUUCCAUACCUGAGACAGUUUGGAUUAGAGUGCCCUAGAUAUCAUAACCCAACUGACUUCAUGAUGGAGGUUGUAUGUGGAGAAUAUGGUUCCUACCAGAGUCUGUUGAUUCAGGCUGCGAAGAAUGACAUUUGGAACUUGCAAAAGCAUGUCCCAGCAAUUGAGUCAGGAGAAGAAUUGAAGCAAUCUAAACCAAAGCAACCUUCGGAGAAAACAGUAGUUCCUAAUGACUCACCAAAUGAAUAUCAGAGGUUCUUCAUUCUAUUUAAAUCCUACUAUACUCAACUUUACAGAGACUGGACUGUUUCUCACCUGAAGGUCCUACUACAUAUCUUUGUUGGAGGUCUCUUGGGGGCACUUUUCUUAGAUAGUGGUAACAACGGAUCGAAAACAAUCAGUAACCUAGGUUAUCUAUUCUGCUGUGUUGUGUAUCUUAGCUACACCACAAUGUUGCCUGCAGUAAUAAGAUUUCCUUUGGAGCGUGCCAUAGUUACGAAGGAACAAUUCAACAACUGGUACAGACUGAGAACAUAUUACAUGGCAUUAACAUUAUCCAGUAUACCAGUACAACUGUUCUACUGUACAAUACACAUCUCUGUAUCGUACUUCUUGUCAUCCCAACCUUUGGAAUGGGAGAGAUUCGUCAUGAUGCUCCUAAUGUGCUUCAUGUGUGUGCUUGUUGCGGAGAGUUUUGGGAUUUUCUUUGGAACUCUUUUCAGCCCUGUUACAGGGACAUUCUGUGGAGCUCUUUCCAUAGCAUAUAUGAUUCUAUUUGGAGGAUUCUUCAUCCUGUUCACACACAUGCCAAAGUACCUGUACUGGAUGUCCUACUUAUGUUUCAUCAGAUUCAGUUAUGAAGGAAUAAUUACUGCAGUAUAUAGUUAUGAUCGACCAAAACUUACGUGCCCAGAGGACGUUAUCUAUUGUCAUCUCAGCAAUCCUGAAUAUAUUCUAAAAGAGAUGGGUGUAAGUGGAAAUGUAUAUUGGGUUGACUUUGGUGUACUACUUGUAAUGGUUGUGUUUAUGAGAUGUGUUGGAUACUGUGCAAUGAAGAAAGUGAUGAGCAGCAGGUGAAGUACUGUGUGCUAUUGAAGAGGAAUAUCCAAUAAAUGAAACUAAGUGUAGCGAAAUAAGUGGGACAAAUAUUCAAAUAUGAAAUUCCAAUAUGGCAAGGAGGAUAGAUAAUUACAUACACAUUUCAUCUAAACAGAGAACUUUUCAGCACUAAGAAGUCAGUUGCUUAUUGGUUAAUUCUGUCCUAUUUAUUGUGCAAUGAAAGAAAAUAUGGGGCUGUCAGUACACUAUAAUGACAGAUUUGGAAGAGUACAGUUACUUUCAGAGACUGGUGUAACCUGUUAUUCUAACAGUUUAGGGUCGUGGUGCCAGGAUCUUAACUACAAUACUUGGGACCAACAGUGAAUUGGAAGAAAGUGAAAUGUAAGAUUAAUAACUAAAGUUUUCUUUAAACCUGAUUUAAUUCUUGAAUGCUGCAUGUAUACAUGUACAUCCUUUAACAUGUCAGGUUUGGUUAGGCUAGGUUACAGAUGUACAUAUAUAAACCCUUAGAUAUGUUAGGUCAGGUUAGGUUGUGUUACAGGAGUACAUGUCAUUUUACAUAUUAGAUUAAUUUACAGAUGUACAUAUAAAUCCGUUCACAUGUUAGUUUGAAACAUUUUAGGAUAAAAAUGUACAUAUGCAUGUAUGUUCUUUGAUUAUUAUCUUAUGUAUGAGUGGCUAUAGACAAGAUUUGGAUUGGUAACUGAAUUUAUUGAACACUUACAGAUUGUAACUACAAGAAACUAUAGUGCUAUCACUAAUUCAUAUACACUAUAGUUCACUAUAUCACAAAUUGAUCCUUGUUAGUUUAUUGAUUCUUCACCAGUCAGUGCCUGGUGACAGAUCCUCUGCUUCUGUGCUCACAUUCUUAUCAGCUGGCGACUACCCCACAACGAAUUUAUUGCUCCAACUAACUCCCAGGCUGGAAGCCAUCUCA
Cryptotermes secundus is the source of this 3244-nucleotide messenger RNA. Its product is annotated as ATP-binding cassette sub-family G member 1. Lineage: Eukaryota; Metazoa; Arthropoda; Insecta; Blattodea; Kalotermitidae. The record is from RefSeq and is a predicted model, not a curated record. Gene Ontology annotation, cellular component: plasma membrane. The transcript has 12 exons. Gene Ontology annotation, molecular function: ATP binding; ATP hydrolysis activity; ABC-type transporter activity. The coding region runs from base 409 to 2325 and encodes 638 amino acids.